Messenger RNA from Gavia stellata (red-throated loon), 1530 nucleotides. It is a transcript of the gene TNIP3, whose product is annotated as TNFAIP3 interacting protein 3. The record is from RefSeq and is a predicted model, not a curated record. The coding region runs from base 1 to 1530 and encodes 509 amino acids. Gene Ontology annotation, biological process: cellular response to lipopolysaccharide; regulation of transcription by RNA polymerase II. The transcript is spliced from 16 exons. Lineage: Eukaryota; Metazoa; Chordata; Aves; Gaviiformes; Gaviidae.
AUGUAUCUCAUGAUUGCCAAGGCAGCAGAGAUCUGCGAUGUGCCUACAUCAAGGGAGUCUUUGAGUAUGGUAGAAGCUAUUAAAACAAGUGAUCCUGUAGAGGGGAAUGGACACCUGAGAGCACUCAUUUUUUCUAAAUUAAUCACACCAAGGUUUCUUGGGACCCUCUCUUGUCAGAUUCUUGCCACUGCAGCCAGAGACUGUUAUUGCUCCUACCGCUGCAAAACUGUUCAUGACAGAGUGGUAGACUUAAGACAGGAUGAUGCUAGGAAGGAGGAAGUAGAUUCUGGGCUUGCUUGUCAGCCAUUUAUGAUUCACUGUGAACAGCUCAAAAGGAAGAAUAAAGAUGCAGAGGAUCAUCUAGAAUUGUGCCCCCAUCAGUGUGUUGAGAUGGAAAGGUGUGAAAGUAGAGAGCUUGAUGUUGAAAUAAGGAACCUGAUAGAGAAGAAUAAUGCUUACCAGUCGUGUGAGGACCCUGAACCUAUUGCCCAAGAGAGUCCGAACCCUCAGAGAACUUCAUGUUCCUUUAAGAUCCGUAGUGAAACAAAUGCUCAAGGCCAUCUUGGAUGUACGUGGGCAGAUGUGAGUGACAUGGAAGCCCCAGCAAACCCACUAGAAUCAAGGCACGUAUUACUGACCAAAAAGAAGACUAUAUUAGCCAGUUCUCUGGAACAACAGAUCCUCUCACUGGAAGGACAGAGACGACAGCUCCUGGAGGUGAACAAGCAAUGGGAUCAUCAAUUUAGAAGUAUGAAACAGCUUUAUGAAAAACAGCUGGCAGAAAUGAAAACAAAACUGGACGUGUCAGAGAGGAGAGUCAGUAAACUGGAGGAAGAGAGACAUCGACAGCAUCCAGAAGAUGAAAGGUUGCGAGCCCUGGGCGGAGAGAGGCCGUUGCAGGAAACGACAGAAACAAAGGUCCUUAGUGAAGCUCUCCUUGAAAUGAAGGAAGAGAACAAGCUCCUGAAGCAGAAGAAUGCCUCAAUGAUCAGAAAGAAAGAACACUAUGAGUGUGAAAUAAGUCGUCUCAAUAAGGCUCUUCUGGAUGUCUUGAAAAAGCAGCACUCGCCUGUUUUUGGGACUCCUUCAGAGAAAGGUGACAGGAACAGCCUUGAGGACAUGAGAACCCAACUUGAAGUUCUCAGACAGCAGGUACAAAUAUAUGAAGAAGACUUCAGAAAGGAGAGAUCUGACAGAGAAAGACUUAAUGAGGAGAAAGAAGCAUUGCAGAAAAUUAACGAGAGAUUACAGUCUCAACUGAAUAAACUAAACUCUCAGACAAAACACGUCCCGGUACAGUCUGAGAGGCCCAGCUACCCACCUCCCCUCUUCCUCUCACCAUGUGUUAAUUAUGGAAGUUGUGGGUUGGUUCUUCACUAUCAAGAUCCUCGAGUACAUCCAGCAUCUCACAGGGCACAUGAGCAGCAACAGCACUCGCCAGACUAUCAGUGGUAUGUUCCUGACCAGUUUCCGCCAGAUGUGCAGCACAAGGCAAAUGAUUCAUCCUCAGAGAAGGGAGCCAAUUGCUGA